Molecule: messenger RNA, 5993 nt
Organism: Sphaeramia orbicularis (orbiculate cardinalfish)
Lineage: Eukaryota; Metazoa; Chordata; Actinopteri; Kurtiformes; Apogonidae
Product: VPS10 domain-containing receptor SorCS1-like
Exons: 27
Coding region: 229-3981 (1250 amino acids)
Biological process (GO): post-Golgi vesicle-mediated transport
Cellular component (GO): Golgi apparatus; membrane
Molecular function (GO): protein binding
Source: RefSeq, a predicted model, not a curated record
AUGAGGAUGCAGGGGUACAGGGCCCCUGUCUCCCUUAUCAUGCAGGAUUCAGCCUCCAGCUCCUCCUCUGAUGCAUCGUUUGCAUCAGUACUUGGGAACAGUUGUCCGCGCGUUGCCGCACCUCCCCACAGCGCAUUCACGGACUCCACUUUCACAGGUGAUGACAGAUACACGCUCAAGUGUAAAAUGAUGCGUUUUUAUCACGUCUGAAGUCGGAAUUAACGGAGAAUGGAGACGCGCGUCGGUCACUGUCUUUUUGUGGUUUUUUCGGAGUGGAUUUGGCUCUUCAUCCUAACUUCCAUCCAGGGCGGAACAAAAGCGGAGGUGAGGUGCCUUCCCUCAUGCCAGCCGCCGCUCAUCUCUGCCUUUCCCCGGGAACUCUCGGCGCUGGAUGCGUCUAGUUUUGGCGACUCACAAACUGACGAAUUGGUUGGAUAUAUCGAAGGGGUACCGGACACCAAGCGCACCGGCGAAGAGGGCGAGACGCGCAACACUGCGGAUUUAAAUGAAGAAAGUUCAUGUAAAGUACAGGGACCUCUGGGGGGGAAUAAAUGUCUCCGGAAGGACGUGUCCAACGGUCAGGAAAAACUUUCCCAACCUGAAGUGGUUUCACCAAGUCAUUCAAGCGCAUCCGUCCCUUCUCGCAUUGACAGUAACUUAACCGAAAAUAGCAACAAUGAUGGGAAAACUAACAGGUUUUAUGCUGAAAAUGGGACGCAGGUUAAUAUGACAGAAAAUGAGGACAAGGUUAUGGCCACUUGGAACCAGAGACGAACGCGAAGUACCGAGAGCGCAGAGACUUGGUCCGAAUUCAGACCUGAAGGUGGGGAGGAUGCUGCGUUUGUGGACCCGGAGGAAUUUCAGCUGACACAUACGACAUUUGCUCUCACUGGGGACACGGCUCAUAAUCAGGCAAUGGUGCAUUGGUCUGGACAAAACAGCAGCGUGAUCCUCAUGUUGACAAAAUACUACGACUUCAACUCUGCCAGAGUAACAGAGAGUUCUUUAUGGAGGUCAACUGAUUAUGGGACCACAUAUGAGAAACUUAAUGAAAAAGUUGGGCUGAAAACCAUACUGAGCUACUUGUAUGUGAGCCCUAAUAACAAGAGAAAGAUCAUGUUACUGACCGACCCGGAGGUGGAGAGCAGCCUGCUCAUUAGCCUCGACGAGGGGGCGUCCUAUCAGAAACACAGCUUAGCCUUUGAUAUCCUCAGCCUGCUUUUUCACCCCGAGCAGGAGGACUGGAUCCUGGCUUACAGUCAUGACCAAAAGCUCUAUGUCUCCGUAGAAUUUGGGAGAAGAUGGCAGCUUGUGCAUGACAACGUGGUCCCCAACAGAUUCUACUGGUCCAGACUAGGUUUAGAUAAGGAGCAAGGAAUGAUUCACCUGGAGAUCAGUGUCUCAGAUGGACGGUCACAAUACAUAACUUGUAAACUUCAGAAUUGCUCUGAUGGAAACAAGGGCAAACCCUUCCCUGGAUUUAUCAUCCCCAAUUCUCUGGUGGUUCAGGAUGAAUACGUUUUCAUCCAGGUGCCAGUAGGGGUCCAGUCUGUCCAUUACGUGUCCUAUAAAAGAAAUGCUUUCUACCCGAUGAAGCUUCCCAAGUACACGCUGCCAAAGGACUUGCAGAUAAUCAGCACAGAUGAUAAUCAGGUGGUGGCGGCGAUUCAGGACUGGCACCAGAAUGACUCGUACAACCUGUACAUGUCUGAGUCCAGGGGGCUGUUCUUCACUCUGAUGCUGGAAAACGUUGUGAGCAGUGGAGGACCAGAGGGCAACAUAAUGAUAGACCUCUAUGAGGUAGCAGGGAUUAAAGGGGUGUUCCUGUCAAAUAAAGUUGUUGAGAACCAAGUAAAAACUUAUAUCACAUACAACAAGGGGAGAGACUGGCGCCUUCUUCAGGCUCCAACAACCGAUCUCCAGGGAAACAAGAUCUAUUGUGAACAGCCGUACUGUUCCUUACAUCUGCACCUUCACGUGUCGGAGAAUCCUUACACCUCGGGAAACAUUGUCAGCAAAGAUUCAGCUCCAGGAAUUAUAAUAGCAUCAGGUGUGGUCGGACCCGAGUUAACCAGCACAAAUGUCAGCAUUUUCAUCACAUCAGACGCUGGAAACAGCUGGAGAGAGGUUUUUCAGGAAGAAUACAGUGUGUUUUUCCUGAAUCAAGGAGGAUCUCUGGUGGCAAUCCGACACACACCUCUGCCAAUUAGACACAUUUGGCUGAGUUUUGAUGAGGGCAGAAACUGGGACAAAUAUAGCUUCACCUCCUCUCCGCUCUAUGUUGAUGGGGUGCUGGGGGAGCCUGGAGAGGACACCCUGAUAAUGACAAUCUUCGGUCAUUUCAGUCAUCGGUCUGAGUGGCAGCUUGUCAAAAUUGAUUUUCGGUCCAUCUUCCAACAUCGGUGCACUUCUGAAGAUUAUCUGACCUGGCAGUUGCACAAUGAAGGGGAAGUGUGCAUCAUGGGAAUGAAAAGAAUCUUCCAAAAACUGAAAGCAAACGCCCGAUGUGUCAAGGCCAGAGAUCAGUACAUUUCCCAGAUAUCAGACUCUUGCCCAUGCACAGAGGCAGAUUUUGAGUGUGACUACGGUUUUGAGAGACAGCUUGAUGGGAGCUGCACUCCAUCGUUCUGGUUCAUUCCUUCAGCCACAUCUAGAGACUGCAUCACUGGAGAUAGCUUCCUCAACACAACAGGGUAUCGCAAGGCUUUAUCUAACAACUGCACUGAAGUAACUCUGUUGAAGUAUAGCCCCAGGCGGCAGAAGUGUCCCAGCCAGGCCCCCAGAGGCCUCCAGCUUUUCACCAGUGAGGGAACACUAGUGGCAACUCUGGAGAAGAAUGUCACCUUCUUGGUUUUCCUGGAAGAGGGUCUCAGCUCCACAACAAGCAUUACAGUGGACUUCGGCGAUGGGACUUCUAUAUCAUAUGUUAAUAUCAGCUCCAUUGAUGACGGGGUCAAGCACAUCUACUAUAAAGUUGGCAUCUACCAAGUUUCCGCCACAGCGAGCAACGCUCUGGGAUUUGACAGGGCAGUGCUCUACCUCCAUGUGUCCUGUCAACUUGAACAGGUCCAACUCCUCGCUCCGUCUGUGGUUGUCAAGCACAAAGCUGUAAACCUCAUGACGCUGCUACGACCCAGCAACGUGGGAACAGUCACCUAUUACUGGUGGUUUGAUAAUAAAACCGAGCCGGUGGUCACCUUAGAUGGAGGGAUGUCCUUUACGUUCUCUAAAGAGGGAAGUUACACCGUCACAGUGCAGGCUUCGGUUGGCAACACCGUCCUUCAAGAUCAGAUGACUGUGGCAGUCUACGACUACUUUCGGUCACAUGUUUUAGCCUUCUCCUCUAAUUUGGAUGAGCUGAACCCUGGGGUGUCAGAGUGGAGAGAGGAUAUCAGCAGAGUGGUGAAAAACUCCAUGGUCCAGGUCACAGGAAUCAGCGAGGAUCAGCUUCUGGUCACGGUGCCUGCAGGUUUGCCAACUACGGCAGAGAUUUUCAUUGUGCCUGAGAAGAGGUCAAGAGGUGCAGCAGUGGAAGAAAAGUGGGCGAACUUAGAUCAGCUUUCUCAAGUUUUGCUAAGUGCUCUGAACCAGGACCUCAUCCAGUUCACACUCAAACCGGGGGUGCAGGUGAACGUCUACGCCACGCGCCUGUCUCCAGCUCCUCUGGUGGACAGCAGCGACACUGGCCACAGUGGCACCGCCAUCAUCAUGCUGGUGUCUGUCGUACUGAUGGGCUUGGCCAUCUUUGUAAUAUAUAAAUUUAAAAGGAAGAUCCCAGGCAUCAACACAUACACAGUGGAACAGCCUGACAAAGAACAAGAGGUCAUCCCAACUGUGACCUCCAUAGCAGUCCCAAACCCUGAGGGGGACAACCUGACCUCGCUGGACCAUGUCGAUGUACAGUUAGACGCAAAAAGCAGAGGCUACCUGCCAUCUCACACAGACAUCAAGCUCUCUGAUGAAGCGCCCCAUGUGUUUUAAUGUUGAGAGUCUAUGACCGACUCGAAAGCAAUACAUCUUCUUUGGCAGUUACUUCCAGCAAGCUAUGAAACCACGGUCACAAUGAAUGGUCUCGAGUGUUUUGCUACCCAUGCAUGGAUGGACCAGUUCACACUGUGCUGCCUAAUCCCUCUGAGGAGACUGUACAGAUUUAUACUCGCUUCUUGAAAAGGGACACUUUUUGACUGAAAAUACUUGUAUUUUUGCAAGGACAUUGAUCUUUUUAUGUAAAUAAUGUACAUCCAUAAUGGAAGAACUCAAAGUUAUUUGUCUCAGCUGGUUACAGCUGUGUCUCCUCAAAUAUGAAAAUAUCAAACAGUGGAACAGCGGUGAUGUAUAGUAAUAUCUCAAAAUAUGCUUCUGUUUCUGUUCUUUGGGCUUGUGUUUGUGAAGUUUACUUUGUUUAACUAUGUGGAAAUAGCUUAUCUGAGUAAGACAGUGAGGGAACCAGAUUCAUUAAGCUUUGUACAAUCAGUAAAUCUUAUCAUGAGAUUCUCAUCAAAUGAAAGCUUGCAAUAUCCAGGAGAUGAAGGAGGGCUCGUAGUCCCAGAUCUGUGUAUUCCAUCAGGCCCGUCUCUCGCAGCUCAAAAUGUUAUAUGUGUCAUAACAAAAAUAAGAACAGAUGAGUGAAGUAGAUGAAGAUGAUAGAAGAUAUACUCAAUAAGUAUACAGUAGUACAUGAGCAUCUAAGCAAUACCUGCAUCCAAAUUAGUCCCUUUGUGGUGCUGGAAUGAAUUCAAACAUGAUUAAUGUUGAGCCAAAAAAAGACAUUUUUUCGGUCUGAAGUAAAUAACAUAUCGGAAUAAUUUUGUAGCAGAAGUCUCUGUCUAAGAGUUGAUCUGACUUUUUAACUCUUCUUGUUGCCAGGAGCAUUCAUUGUACAUUCGGGUUUGUGUAAAACGAACCAAAUGUAAAUUUUCUGAAUUUAAUUACUGGCUGUACAACAAAGACGCUACAGUUGCAGCUGCAGUGGAAAACUCCAUAGAGGUUCAUUUAUAUUAGUUAUGUAAAGAAUAGUUGGCCAUUUGUCUUGCGCAGUGAUUUCAUUUAGCAUUUCAACACUAAGGUAAAGAGACAGUUACUGCUCAUGUUUUUAUUGGUUUUCCAUGAUUGAUCUCACUGUGAAGGUUCCUAAAAAUCUACAGUGGCCAACUCAACUAUAAUUGAGUCCAAAUACCAGUCUUUGUUCUCUGUUUAUGUACCGCAACGAUACCAGCAUCUAAACAAGGCAUUUCCUCAGUUUACAGUAAUGCACAGGAGCCUACGGUCUGUUCUAGUUUUGCCCCCAAGGACUCAACGGACAAAAGGCUGUGGAUUUGUUCAUCUCCUUUGCUGCAAGGGACACAGAGAUAGAGAAGACAUAUCUGCUGUCAACAAGGCUCAGCCUACGCACAGAGCUUUGGUCAGCUGCUGUCUCUUUGGGAUAAGUACUGGAGUUUUUCUUCAUCAAACUUUUCUUUUUAAGUGUUGUCAGCAUCAUGUGUCAGUAAGAUAAAUUGACUAGAGGCUGCUCCAUACUUCUUUCCUCCAAUCCACCGAUUGAGCCUGAAGCAUAAAUAAACUGGUUCUCUUCAUCAGAUGAACACUUUCUCAACAUCAAUAUCGGGAGAUUUUUAUUUUGUGCUUGUUAUUUAUAUAAGAAUUUUUGGAAAGUCCCAAUAAUCGACCUGUGAAAAAGACUGUGAACAUAUCUGCAUGGUGUUUCUUUUUCCUUUCAAGAAACUUAAAGUAAGUCUUAAUUAGGAGAUAAUGAAAUAUGUAGAAAUGUGAACUGCUGUAUUUUCUGUUUCUCAGAGGCUAGACAGCUCAUUCAUUACAAGUGAUGUGAUUAUUCAGUGGGUUGUUAGUGUGUUUUUUGUUUUAUCUCGCAUAAGUAACCAUGAUUGCAGAAUAAAGCAAAAACACGACAUUAUGCUCUACGUCUGGUUGUUCAACAGGCAUUUCUGAAAGCAACUUAUUUCUGCAGUCUUUGAUGAAUUAAAAUCUACCAAGUU